Messenger RNA from Lotus japonicus, 2791 nucleotides. RefSeq names its product DEAD-box ATP-dependent RNA helicase 46. Gene Ontology annotation, cellular component: nucleus; cytoplasm; ribonucleoprotein complex. Bases 194 to 2446 code for a protein of 750 amino acids. Gene Ontology annotation, molecular function: protein binding; RNA binding; ATP binding. The record is from RefSeq and is a predicted model, not a curated record. NCBI's taxonomy places the organism in Eukaryota, Viridiplantae, Streptophyta, Magnoliopsida, Fabales, Fabaceae. The transcript is spliced from 9 exons.
AAAUAACCAAACGAUCAUUCAUCGCUGCUGCUUCCUCUUCCUCUCACCCUCGACCGUUUCCGACGUGUGCCGCAGGGGUUUGCGAUUCGAAGCCGAACCCUGAAUUGGAGAUAGAGAGAGAAACACCAGUUUCUAGAGAGAGAAACACCCACUUCUCGCUCAUCUACAGAAUUAUAUUUUCGAUUCACUUGCUAUGGCCGCCACAGCUACUGCCACAGUGGGUCCGCGAUAUGCACCACCCGACCCGACUCUACCUAAACCAUGGAGGGGUCUUGUGGAUGGCAAGACUGGGUAUCUUUACUUUUGGAACCCUGAGACUAAUGUUACCCAGUAUGAGAGGCCUACAAGCUCCGCUGCCCCGCCAAAGUCUUCGGUGCCCAGUUCUUCUGUCCAGGUUCAACAAUCAUCUCAGCGUGCUCGCAGUCCGGAUUUGAAGGACAGGUAUGAUAGAAAUGGAGGUGGUGGGUCAAAUGACAGUGGAUCACGGAACCAUCAGAGUUCCAAAGAGGGAAGUUUUAGUUCUCAUCCAAAUGGAACACAUGCUACUGGAAAUGUUAGUUCUGUCAAAGAUCAAGGGGCAUCAGAUGCUGGAGCUGGACUAAGCCCAGAGUCUUAUCGGCGUCGGCAUGAAAUAACUGUUUCUGGAGAUAAUGUGCCGCCACCUUUUACAUCAUUUGGGUCCACUGGCUUACCACCGGAAAUUCUUAAAGAGGUACAAAAUGCUGGGUUCUCAGCCCCUACUCCAAUUCAGGCUCAGUCAUGGCCCAUUGCUCUUCAAAGCAGAGAUAUAGUUGCCAUUGCAAAAACAGGUUCAGGGAAAACUUUGGGAUAUUUAAUCCCAGCAUUUUUUCACCUCAAGCGUACUGGCAAUAACUCCAAAAUGGGUCCAACUGUUUUGGUACUUUCACCAACUAGAGAGUUGGCAACGCAAAUACAAGAUGAAGCUGUGAAGUUUGGGAAAUCAUCUAGAAUUUCUUGUGUGUGUUUGUAUGGAGGAGCACCAAAGGGUCCUCAGUUGAGAGAUAUUGAACGUGGAGCAGAUAUUGUGGUAGCCACUCCUGGUCGCUUGAAUGAUAUUCUUGAGAUGAGAAGAAUAAGUCUUCAUCAAAUCUCUUACCUUGUGCUAGAUGAGGCAGACAGAAUGCUUGACAUGGGUUUUGAACCUCAAAUUAGGAAGAUUGUGAAUGAGGUGCCUGCACGCAGGCAAACUCUCAUGUAUACUGCGACAUGGCCUAAGGAGGUUAGGAAAAUUGCAGCUGAUCUGCUGGUCAAUCCUGUUCAGGUUAACAUCGGAAAUGUAGAUGAGCUUGUUGCCAACAAAUCCAUUACCCAGCAUAUUGAAGUAUUGCCACCAACAGACAAACACCGUCGACUGGAGCAGAUUUUGCGGUCUCAGGAUCAAGGAUCCAAGAUAAUUAUUUUUUGUUCUACCAAGAAAAUGUGUGAUCAACUUGCUCGUAAUCUUACGCGCCAGUUUGGAGCUGCUGCUAUACACGGGGACAAAUCCCAGGCUGAGAGGGAUCAUGUGUUGAGUCAGUUUCGAACUGGGAGGUCUCCGGUGCUUGUAGCCACUGAUGUUGCAGCUCGAGGACUAGACAUUAAAGACAUUAGGGUGGUUGUCAACUAUGACUUUCCUACUGGAGUGGAAGAUUAUGUUCAUAGGAUUGGAAGGACUGGGAGGGCUGGAGCCACUGGUUUAGCUUACACUUUCUUUGCGGAGCAGGAUGCUAAAUAUGCUUCAGAUUUGAUCAAAGUCUUGGAAGGUGCAAACCAGCGUGUCCCGUCAGAACUUCGUGAUAUGUCAACACGGGGUGGUGGGAUGAACAGAUCCAGACGCUGGGGUUCAGGUGGACGGGGUGACUCUGGAUAUGGCGCAAGGAAUGACUCUGGAUAUGGUGGAAGAGGUAGUGAUUCUGGAUAUGGUGGAAGAGGUGGGUUUGGGACUGCUGCUUCUGGCAGGGGUGGAGGCCGUGGAUUUGACAAUGAUUCACAAAGGAAUGAUCGUGGUCGAAGUCCUGAGAGGGGUGGUUCUAGCUGGAGUGAUCGCUUCAAAAGUGGUGACCGCGAUCGUAGUCGUAGUCCUGACAGGGCUGCACCAUCUCAAAAUACUCAAUUCAGCUUUCACCAAGCAAUGAUGGAACGACGUGGAGGGGAUAGUGAUCGUAGUAAGAGCCUUAACCGUGACCGUAGUCGCAGUCCUGGUCCUCAUAAACAGGAGAGGGCCCCAGCAGUUCGUGAAGGUUACAGUUUUCAUGGAUCAAUGAUGGGACAAGGGCAGCGUGAUGACAGUCGUAAAUCUGCACGUAGUCCUCACCGAAGUUCACCAUCCUCCCCUGGUGGUGGUAGGUCUAACAAUAACCCUCAGAAAGGGUGGGGAGGAUCUCAUCCUUCUUACAAUGGAGAAGUGGAGGAAGGGAUGAUUCCUGAAGAAGGAAUGAUAUGUUAAGGAUUUGGCUAUCCCUGCCAUGAUGCGAUAUGUUAAGGUUUGCACAUGUUGAAGGUUAUUUUGCUCAAGGCAUUGCUGCUUGAACACAGGUAAUUUAGGAUAUGGUAGUGGAAUUCAUGGUAAAUGUAUAUUUUGUGGGGCUUAGCAGAAGCCUCAAAAUGGCAUAGGUGAAGAACCUAGUAUCGAAUAUGUUAUGUUUUUGUUAUUUUGGGAAAAGUCGAGUUUAUAUGGAACCUUUGCUAACUUUAUGUUUCCAGACAAUGAGGACUGAAAUUAAUCAGACACUAAAGUAUUUGUAUACUUUGUUUUGGGUAAAGAAAGUGGUGAACAAAUUUGACGCUCUUA